AUCGAAGAUCUCCCCACGUUCCGUCUCCUGCCUGCGCCGCCGCGCCGAUCUCCAUCGCCGCCGCCGCCGCCGCCGCCGCCGCCGACGAGCAGCGGCGCCGGUGCCGGCGCCGCGCCGCACACACUCCCCCCUCCUACUCCUCCUUGCGCCGGGCCCCAAGUCUCGUCUUCUCGGCCUCGACUCCCGGAGGUCUCUCCUCGCUCGCUAGCUCUCCCGCCUCGCCUCGCCCCCCACCGCACCUCGACUUCCAUCCAUCCAUCCCCGCGACGGGAGCGGCGGUGGGUGGCCGUGCUGCACGUCGCCCUUCUGCUUCCGCCUCCGGGAGAAGUGAAAGUUGCGGAGCUAGGGCUAAAGGGGGAUCCACUUGGUAUUCUUGGCUCCAAAGCUGUCUGGGUAGGGACCGUCCAAAAUUCAGCGACCGGGAUCCGGGGGCGACCUGCCCCAGGGUGGGGAGAUCGCUCCUUUUCCUGUGACAAGGAGGGCGAACUCUUAUUCAGCCAUGAUGGAAGCGGACAUGGAGAACGGGAGGUUGUAUCCGGAGAGACCCAGAACUUUCUCUACCGUACGAACUAAAUCAUCUCUGCCACCGAUCUUCCGUGUGUUGAUGAGGAUAAAUCCCCGUGCUUUCAUUGUUCUUCUUCUUUUGGUAUUCAGUGGUGUGCUCUAUGUAGGAGCCAGUACAUCACCAAUUGUGCUCUUUGUGUUCUGCAUAUGUACUCUAAGUUUAUUCUUCUCUCUCUACCUCACAAAGUGGGUUCUUGCCAAAGAUGAAGGUCCUCCAGAAAUGUCUGAGAUAUCUGAUGCCAUAAGAGAUGGUGCUGAAGGAUUUUUUAGGACACAAUAUGGGACUAUUUCUAAAAUGGCUUGUAUCCUGGCACUUGUCAUUCUUGGCAUCUAUCUCUUUCGUUCCACCACCCCACAGCAGGAGGCAUCCGGUGUUGGAAGGACAACAUCGGCAUAUAUUACUGUUGCUUCCUUUCUCCUUGGAGCUUUAUGUUCUGGGAUUGCUGGUUUUGUUGGGAUGUGGGUAUCCGUACGUGCAAAUGUUAGAGUUUCAAGUGCUGCUCGGCGGUCUGCAAGAGAAGCACUGCAGGUUUUGUUUUAUACUCUUGAUAUACUAUACAUUUCAUGUGUUUGUCCCUCCACAAUAGAAUUUCAAAUUGUGACUAAUUUCUCUAAACAGAUUGCUGUCCGCGCUGGUGGUUUCUCAGCCAUUGUGGUUGUUGGCAUGGCUGUUUUUGGUGUGGCAAUACUGUAUGCAACAUUCUAUGUUUGGCUUGAAGUAGAUUCACCUGGUUCAAUGAAGGUUACUGAUCUGCCUCUUCUCCUUGUGGGAUAUGGUUUUGGUGCGUCUUUUGUCGCCCUUUUUGCUCAGUUGGGUGGUGGAAUAUACACCAAAGCUGCUGAUGUCGGAGCUGAUCUUGUGGGAAAGGUUGAGCAGGGAAUACCAGAAGAUGAUCCUCGUAAUCCUGCUGUCAUUGCUGACUUGGUUGGUGACAAUGUUGGAGAUUGUGCCGCACGAGGGGCUGACCUUUUUGAGAGCAUAGCAGCUGAAAUUAUCAGUGCAAUGAUACUCGGGGGAACAAUGGCACAACGCUGCAAAAUUGAAGAUCCCUCAGGCUUUAUACUGUUUCCUCUUGUUGUUCAUUCAUUUGAUCUGGUGAUCUCAUCAGUUGGAAUACUCUCAAUUCGGGGAACACGUGACUCUGGGUUAAUAUCCCCUAUUGAAGAUCCGAUGGCAAUCAUGCAGAAAGGAUAUUCUAUCACUAUACUGCUCGCUGUUGUUACCUUUGGAGUGUCUACCCGGUGGCUCCUGUACACUGAACAAGCACCUUCUGCAUGGCUCAAUUUUGCCUUGUGUGGCUUGGUGGGCAUCAUCACAGCAUAUGCUUUUGUUUGGAUUUCUAAGUAUUACACAGAUUACAAACAUGAGCCUGUCCGCCUUUUGGCUCUUUCAAGUUCCACAGGGCAUGGAACUAAUAUUAUUGCUGGAGUAAGCUUGGGACUGGAAUCAACAGCGUUACCAGUUCUAGUGAUAAGUGUAGCCAUCAUAUCAGCAUUUUGGUUGGGGCAUACAUCUGGAUUAGUAGAUGAAUCUGGGAACCCAACUGGUGGUCUUUUUGGGACAGCUGUAGCUACAAUGGGGAUGCUUAGCACAGCAGCAUAUGUUCUCACCAUGGACAUGUUUGGUCCAAUAGCUGACAAUGCUGGUGGUAUUGUGGAGAUGAGUCAGCAGCCUGAAAGUGUAAGAGAAAUCACAGACAUUCUAGAUGCUGUGGGCAAUACAACAAAAGCUACUACAAAGGGAUUUGCUAUUGGGUCAGCAGCACUGGCUUCCUUUCUCCUGUUCAGUGCAUAUAUGGAUGAAGUAGCUGCUUUCGCACAAUUGCCAUUCAAAGAGGUUGACAUAGCAAUCCCAGAGGUUUUUGUUGGUGGUUUACUUGGUUCAAUGCUUAUAUUCCUGUUUAGUGCAUGGGCUUGUUCUGCUGUUGGCAGAACUGCACAAGAAGUUGUUAACGAGGUCAGGAGACAGUUUAUUGAGAGGCCUGGCAUUAUGGACUACAACGAGAAGCCUGAUUACGGUCGUUGUGUUGCAAUUGUGGCAUCUGCUUCCUUGAGGGAAAUGAUAAGGCCGGGGGCUUUAGCCAUUAUAUCACCCAUGGCUGUUGGUAUUAUCUUCCGUAUGUUGGGUCACGCUACUGGCCGGCCUCUUCUUGGAGCCAAAGUUGUAGCCGCUAUGCUUAUGUUUGCAACUGUUUCUGGUAUUCUCAUGGCACUCUUCUUGAACACUGCUGGUGGUGCCUGGGAUAAUGCUAAGAAGUACAUCGAGACUGGCGCUCUUGGUGGCAAAGGCAGUGAGUCUCACAAGGCUGCAGUUACUGGUGAUACGGUUGGAGAUCCAUUUAAAGACACGGCGGGGCCUUCCAUCCAUGUUCUUAUUAAGAUGCUCGCUACAAUCACAUUAGUGAUGGCUCCAAUAUUCUUGUGAUUAACCAUGAAUGUAUCACAACUAAUCCUGCGGCGAAGUUAUCAAAGGGUCCUGUAGGUGAGCUGUUUACGUGAGUGGGAUGUAUUGAUUCGCUAGCUUUGUGUUUAUUUUGCCCGAUUAAAGAGAAUCACUACUGCCCAUUUUGAUAGUGUCCAUAUUAUACUGUCACUUUCUUUGACAAAUGAUACUAAUGUUGGUAAUAUACUGGACAGAGAUUAGAAGGGCCUUUAAAAUGCACAUAUUGUUCUCGCAAA
Messenger RNA from Oryza sativa Japonica Group (Japanese rice), 3243 nucleotides. Its product is annotated as pyrophosphate-energized membrane proton pump 3. Gene Ontology annotation, biological process: proton transmembrane transport. Gene Ontology annotation, molecular function: diphosphate hydrolysis-driven proton transmembrane transporter activity; inorganic diphosphate phosphatase activity. NCBI's taxonomy places the organism in Eukaryota, Viridiplantae, Streptophyta, Magnoliopsida, Poales, Poaceae. The record is from RefSeq and is a predicted model, not a curated record. Gene Ontology annotation, cellular component: membrane.